AGUUUAUUCAGGCUAUAGGAUUUGCAAGUAGUUAUCGUAGCCCACCAACACAUUCUACGGUAGUAUAUUAUUGGAUGGUUAUAGUAGUGACAGUUGUAUUCCUUGGUCACCUUUUAAUACGAUUCCAGCCACGUUGGCGAUAUGGCCCGUACAAAGAUGAAAUAUUGUUAGAUGGGCAACCUUCUUCUUCUAUACAAAUGAGCUCUAUAAGUCAACAGCAACAAGUUUCCCAACCUCAAAGAUCCCCUUCAUACAAGAUGCAGAAAGGUGUACUCAAAGAUGGUCAACCAGUAUUACUCUUUCAUAGUAACGGUGAUAAACGAAAUAGUAAAAGGUUGAGCUUGUAUAAUCAUAAACGAAGUAGUUCGGUUCCAAAUUUGUUGAAGGACUCUGAAUCUGCAAAAAGUGCAAAAAGCAUUGAGAGUUAUUUGAGUCAUGAACUUGUUUAA
This is a messenger RNA of Scutellospora calospora, 449 nucleotides long. The record is from the annotation of a GenBank genome assembly. Lineage: Eukaryota; Fungi; Glomeromycota; Glomeromycetes; Diversisporales; Gigasporaceae.